This is a messenger RNA of Camellia sinensis, 270 nucleotides long. NCBI's taxonomy places the organism in Eukaryota, Viridiplantae, Streptophyta, Magnoliopsida, Ericales, Theaceae. The record is from RefSeq and is a predicted model, not a curated record.
GUGUUUGGAGGAAGGGGCAGAGGAUUUUAUAGUGAAACCUGUUAAAUGAUCGGACGUGAAACGUUUGAAAGAUAAGUCUUCGAUGAUGAUGAUGUUCAUGUUCUUGUAAAGUCACUGCAGUGGAUGGUGGAAGGAGAGCUCUGCAAUUUCUAGUUUUGGAUGAUGAGGAAAAGAGCUAUGUUGGGUUUGAUGUAAGUGAGAUUAAUUUAUUGUUAUACAAGUUAAAUUUAAGUUGAUUGAUUUAUGAUAAAUUGAUCUUUAAGUUUUGUU